This is a messenger RNA of Aspergillus candidus, 2359 nucleotides long. RefSeq names its product ATP-binding cassette long-chain fatty acid transporter PXA2. Gene Ontology annotation, biological process: peroxisome organization; fatty acid beta-oxidation; very long-chain fatty acid catabolic process. The coding region runs from base 44 to 2164 and encodes 706 amino acids. Lineage: Eukaryota; Fungi; Ascomycota; Eurotiomycetes; Eurotiales; Aspergillaceae. The record is from RefSeq and is a predicted model, not a curated record. Gene Ontology annotation, cellular component: peroxisomal membrane. Gene Ontology annotation, molecular function: ATP hydrolysis activity; ATP binding; ABC-type transporter activity. The transcript is spliced from 4 exons.
CCCCACCUUCCCCCAUCCCGCGCGGCCAUCCCCUCCCCGCAACAUGGCAGCCCAGUCGAAAAUCCUCCCCCCCGAACGAUCUGUUCGCCAGAUCUUUUCGAGUCUAACAUCUUCCUACCUUCGUCACCGGACGAAGAUCUCCCGAGCUGUCUAUCUGACCCUCUUCGCCGCCCUCGCCAAACGAAUCCAUAAUGCUAUCUCCGAGCAGAAGGCUGCCUCCCAGCAGCAGGUCGAGCUGCGGCGCAGACCAGGGACGAGCAGCUUGGACGAAGAAGCCGAUCGCCCGCGGAAGAAAGUCGAAGUCAAUCGCGAGUUUUUCCGGAAUUUGCUCCGUCUGCUGAAGAUCGUGAUUCCUAGUUGGCGGAGUAAGGAGAUGCGGUUGCUGGUGGGACAUAGUGUCUUUCUUGUCCUGAGGACUUUGCUCAGCUUGUAUGUUGCUGAGUUGGAUGGACGGCUUGUUAGUAGCCUGGUUCGUGGCAAGGGAAAAGAUUUCUUGCUGGGGCUGGUGUGGUGGAUGAUCGUUGCUGUGCCGGCCACGUUUACAAAUUCCAUGCUCUCGUAUCACCAAUGCAAACUCGCGCUCGGCUACCGCAAGCGUCUCACCGAUUACAUCCAUGAUAAAUACCUUUCCAACAUGACCUUCUACGCCAUCUCCGCGCUGGACGACCGGGUCAAGAACCCCGACCAGCUGAUCACGGUGGACGUCUCCCGAUUUUCGGACAGCUUAGCGGAGCUGUAUUCGAACCUGGCGAAACCGAUCCUCGAUAUGUGCAUAUACAACUACUCGCUCUCGAAGAGCGUGGGCGGCGAAGGGCUGUUCAUCAUGAGCCUUUUAGUGCAGCUGUCUGCGAACGUCAUGCGUGCGCUGACGCCGCCGUUCGGGAAAUAUGUGGCCGACGAGGCCCGACUCGAAGGGGAAUUCCGCUUCCUUCAUUCGAGACUGAUCGAUUAUAGCGAGGAGAUUGCCCUGUACCAGGGCCACGACGCCGAGAAAGAUACCCUAGACAAGGGCUAUUUCACGCUGAUCAAGCAUGUUAACCGGAUUCUGCGGAGGCGCCUGUACCACGGCUUCAUGGAAGACUUUGUUAUCAAAUACUUCUGGGGUGCCCUGGGCCUGAUUCUCUGCAGCAUUCCUGUCUUCUUCAGGAUCCCUGGCCAGAUCAGCCAGACCAUGGGUGAUCGCACAGAAAGCUUCGUCACCAACCGCCGGAUGCUACUGUCCUCCUCGGACGCCUUCGGCCGACUGAUGUUCUCCUACAAGGAGAUCUCCGAGCUGGCGGGCCACACCGCGCGCGUGUCAUCCCUCCUAGAAGUCAUGGACGACCUGCUCGCCGGACGGUUCGAAAAGAAACUAGUAUCAUCCGCCUCGAUCGAAGAAAACGCAGAAAUCCUCUCCGGCCGCGGCGCAAUCGAAGAGAGCGAAUCCAUCGAAUUCACCGACGUGCCCAUCGUCUCCCCCAACGGCGACGUCCUCGUCCAGAAGCUCUCCUUCACCGUCCACCCAGGCGACCACCUCCUCAUCGUCGGGCCCAACGGCUGCGGCAAAUCAUCCCUCUUCCGCAUCCUCGGCGGCCUCUGGCCCGUCUACGGCGGCAAGGUCAAAAAGCCCCGCUUCGACGAAAUCUUCUACAUCCCCCAACGCCCUUACCUCUCCCGCGGCACCCUUCGCCAACAGGUUAUCUACCCAGACGGAGUCCGCGAGAUGCGCGCCAAGGGCAUCACCGACACAGACCUCUACGAGAUCCUCUCCAUCGUAGAGAUCGCCUCCGUCGUGGACCGCCCGGGCGGCUGGGACGCCGAGGAAGAGUGGCGCGACGUGCUCUCCGGCGGUCUCCAGCAGCGCAUCGCCAUGGCGCGCCUCUUCUACCACCGUCCCAAGUUCGCCAUCCUUGACGAGUGCACCUCCUCCGUGACGCUCGAUAUCGAGCGCGUCAUGUACGAGACUGCCAAGAAACUCGGCACGACGCUUAUGACCGUCUCGCACCGCCGCAGUCUCUGGAAGUACCAUAAGAUGAUCCUCCAGUUUGACGGCGAGGGAAGUUAUAUCUUUACGGGCUUGGAUUGGGAGAGACGGUUGAAGUUGGAAGAUGAAAAAGACGAACUCGACCUCCACCUCCGCGCCGUCCCUGAACUUCGAAGACGCGUUGAAGAACUCAGCUCUUAGCUGACAAGAAGAAAUACCCCAAUCCUCGAAUUACUUCCAGUCGAAAAUCAAUCGACGAUCGAUAUAUAUCCCCCUCACUCACACACUACCCCUUUACCACGCCAUCCAUCUAUAUACCUACAUGCCUAGUUAUCUACCAUCUACUCUCAUAGAACAUACCCAUGAUCUACGGGCGAGAUUUUUUUCUCCACCUUU